Messenger RNA from Athalia rosae (coleseed sawfly), 1296 nucleotides. RefSeq lists its product as uncharacterized. Gene Ontology annotation, molecular function: acyltransferase activity, transferring groups other than amino-acyl groups. The record is from RefSeq and is a predicted model, not a curated record. Bases 343 to 1260 code for a protein of 305 amino acids. Lineage: Eukaryota; Metazoa; Arthropoda; Insecta; Hymenoptera; Athaliidae. The transcript is spliced from 4 exons.
AGAUCACUAUUAUAUUCUUCAUCAAUAAUCGAGAAUUUCUGAUUGUUUACAUGAGAACUAUGCCUCUUUCCAGCCUCAAAUUGUGUGGUGGGGGACUGUGAGAGUUUGCUCAAAUUAUCCAACCAUAGUUAUCACUACAAAUGUGGUUAGAUAUCUGCACAACCUACAUGGUCACGUGUUUACGCCUCUAUUCUUUUCUCUCGUUGAUUGAAAACUAGAAUCACAUUCGCUUAUUCAGCUUGUUAAUACUUUAGUUAGACUUCCAUUAAUCAACUUUGCCAGAAUUUCAUAGAGACUGAGAGAAAGUCACAAUAAAACACGUCUUGUGUGGUACUGAAAAUCAUGACAAUGGAGAAGGAAUUCAGUUCUGACAUUUUGCAACCGAUUCCCUUGGAGGAGUGGUCAUCUCUUCAGAAAUUAUUACAAGUUGACUGGCCAAUGUAUAGUAAUUACUAUUACUGGAUGGAAAAUUCUAUAAGAUGGAAAACACGAGAUCCAGGUAUGGACCUCGAGGUGUAUGCACCUCAAGGAACAUAUCAAAAUGAUGCAACGUUUGUCGGAAUAUCCAAGCAUUCAAUGUAUAGUAUUGUUGUUUUCACAAGAGAAUCUUCUGGACAACGAUUAUACAACGCAAUAGUUGAAACAAACCGAAUCAACUGGAAUAAAGGGGUUACAUUCAGCGGAAUUCACGAAUGCGUGCAGUCGUUUGUGUUUUCUGCAUUAGCAACCCUUGAAACUACCAGAGGAAUUGAAAUACACGAAGAAAAGCCAGGAUGUUUUUAUUUCAAAACUGCUUCAGAUUCUGCUAAUAUGAAAAUACGAGUGCCAGAUGAGUGUUAUUUGGGAGAUUUGAAUUCAUCACACGUUCCAACAAUACAUAAGAUAUAUCCACAUAUUGAUGCGGAACAGCCCGAAAACUCAAUGGCAUAUUUGGAAACCACAAUAAAACUCAAUAAGGGUUUUGGUCUCUUUUUGAAAAAAGGAGAUAUACUAGUAUCGUGGGCUAUUCAUUCUGAAUGGUAUGGUUUGGGAAUGGUGCAGACACAGGAGAGAUAUAAAAAACGAGGCUAUGCUAAAGUAGUAGUUCUUGCACUGGCUAAAUGGCUCGGAGAAAGAGGAAUAUCUCCGAUUCUAUCUAUAGUGGUUGGAAAUACUAUAUCUGAAAAUAUGUUUUCAUCCCUCAAUUGGAAACCUAACCAUCUAGCAACGUGGAUAACUAUGAAAAGAAUUUUUAAAACAUCACCUGAGCCGGCUUCAUGAUCUUACUAUCACAAUAUAAAGCAGUUUUUGGACUCA